AGGCACCACAGAGUCCCCCAAAACACAGCCCACUGCCCCACAGUCAGCUGCAGAGUCUGUUGCUGGGAAAUUGUUUGGAUUUCGUGGCACCAAGGAAUCACGAAAAACUCAACCCAGUGACUCACAAUCGGUUGCAGAGUCAGUCACUGGGAAAUUGUUUGGAGGCACUGCUGAGACACCAAAAACCCAGCCGACUGGGCAAAAAUCAGCUGCAGAGUCAAUCACUGGGAAGUUGUUUGGAAGCACCACUGAGACAGCAAAAACUCAGCCCAGUGCCCCGCAGUCAGCUGCAGAGUCUGUUCCUGGGAAAUUGUUUGGAUUCAGUGGCACCAAGGAAUCACCAAAAACUCAGCACAGUGACUCACAAUCGGUUGCAGAAUCAGUCACUGGGAAAUUGUUUGGAUUUGGAGGCACCACAGAGUCCCCAAAAAUUCAGCCCACUGCCCAACAGUCAGCUGCAGAAUUGAUCACUGGGAAGUUGUUUGGAAACACUACGGAGUCCCCAAAAACUCAGCCCACUGCACCAGAGCCAGCUGCGUCAAUCACUGGAAAAUUGUUUGGGUUUGGUGGCAGCAAAGAAUCACCCAAACCUCAACCUGCUAUCUCACAGCCGACAACAGAGUCAAUUACUGGGAAGUUUGGGUUUGGAGGCACCAUGAAGUCCCCAAAAACUGAACCCACUGCCCCCCAGUCAGCUGCAGAGCUAGUUACCGAGGUGUUGCUUGGUGGCACCACAGAGUCCCCAAAUACUGAGCCUAUUGUCCCAGAGUCAGCUACAGAGCUAGUUACCGAGGUGUUGCUUGGUGGCACCACAGAGUCCCCAAAUACUGAGCCUAUUAUCCCAGAGUCAGCUACAGAGAUAGUUACCGAGGUGUUGCUUGGUGGAACCACAGAGUCUGCAAAUACUGAACCUAUUGUCCCAGACUCAGCUACAGAGCUAGUUACCGAGGAGUUGCUUGGUGGCACCACAGAGUCCCCAAAUACUGAGCCUAUUGUCCCAGAGUCAGCUACAGAGCUAGUUACCGAGGUGUUGCUUGGUGGCACCACAGAGUCCCCAAAUACUGAGCCUAUUAUCCCAGAGUCAGCUACAGGGCUAGUUACCGAGGUGUUGCUUGGUGGCACCACAGAGUCCCCAAAUACUGAGCCUAUUGUCCCAGAGUCAGCUACAGAGCUAGUUACCGAGGAGUUGCUUGGUGGCACCACAGAGUCCCCAAAUACUGAACCUAUUGUCCCAGAGUCAGCUACAGAGCUAGUUACCGAGGUGUUGCUUGGUGGCACCACAGAGUCCCCAAAUACUGAGCCUAUUGUCCCAGAGUCAGCUACAGAGCUAGUUACCGAGGUGUUGCUUGGUGGCACCACAGAGUCCCCAAAUACUGAGCCUAUUGUCCCAGAGUCAGCAACAGAGCUAGUUACCGAGGUGUUGCUUGGUGGCACCACAGAGUCCCCAAAUACUCAGCCUAUUGUUGCAGAGUCAAUUACAGAGCUAGUUACUGGAACAUUGUUUGGAGGCACCACAGAGUCCAUAAAUACUCAGCCUACUACCCAAGAUUCAGCUAGAGAAUCAGACAGUGGAGAGAUGUCUGGUUUCAGUGGCACCAUGGAGUCCCAAGAAAUUCAGCCUAUUGCCUCACCAUCAGCUGUAGAGUUAGGUACCGGAAACCUGUUUACAGACACCACUGAUUCCCCAACAACUCAGCCCAGUGCCCCACAGUCGGUCGCAGAGUCAGUCACCGGAAAGUUGUUUGGAUUUAGUGGCACCAAGGAAUUGCCAAAAAUUCAGCCCAGUGACUCACAAUCAGCUGCAGAGUCAAUCACUGGGAAGUUGUUUGGAAACACUACGGAGUCCCCAAACACUCAACCCACUGCCUCUCAGUCUGCUUCUGAGUUUGUCACUGGGAAAUUGUUUGGAUUUGGCAACACCAAGGAAUCGCCAAAAACUCAACCCACUGCCCCACAGUCAGCUGCAGAGUCUGUCACUGGGAAAUUGUUUGGAUUUGGUGGCACCAAGGAAUCGCCAAAAACUCAACCCACUGCCCCACAGUCAGCUGCAGAGUCUGUCACUGGGAAAUUGUUUGGAUUUGGUGGCACCAAGGAAUCCCCAAAAACUCAAUCCACACCCCCACAGUCAGCUGCAGAGUUGAUCACUGGGAAGUUUUUUGGAAGCACCACUGAGACAUCAAAAACUCAACCCACUCUGUCAACUGCAGAGACUGUCACUGGGAAAUUGUUUGGAUUCACUGGCACCAAGGAAUUGCCAAAAACUCAGCCCAGUGACGCACAAUCGGCGGCAGAGGGAGUCACUGGGACGUUGUUUGGAGGCACCAUGGAGUCCUCAAAAAGUCAGCCAACUGCUUCUCAGCAAGCUGCAGAGUCAGUCACUGGGAAGUUGUUUCGAGGCACCACUGAGACACUUAAAACUCAACCCACUUCCCCACAAUCAGCGGCAGAGUCUAUCACUGGGAAAUUGUUUAGAUUUGGUGACACUAAGGAAUCAUCAAAAACUCAGCCCAGUGACUCACAAUCAGUUGCAGAGUCAGUCACUGGGAGGAUAUUUGGGUUUGGAGUUACCACGGAGACCCCAAAAACUCAACCCACAGCGUCAGAGUCAGCUGCAGAGUUGAUCACUGGGAAGUUGUUUGGAAGCACUACGGAGUCCCCAAAAAGUCAGCCAACUGCUCCUCAGCAAGCUGCAGAGUCAGUCACUGGGAAAUUGUUUGGAGGCACCACUGAGAUACUUAAAACUCAAUCAACUGUCCCACAGUCAGCUGCAGAGUCUGUCACUGGGAAAUUGUUUGGAUUCGGUGGCACCAAGGAGUCAUCAAAAUCUCAGCCCAGUGACUCGCAAUCAGUUGCAGAUUCCAUCACCGGGAAGUUGUUUGGGUUCAGUAGCACAAAAGAAUCACCAAAAACUCAGCCCAUGGACCCACAGUCUAUUGCAGAUUCAGUCACUGGGAAGCUUUCUGGAUUCAGUGGUACUAAGGAAUCGCCAGAAACUCAGUCCUCUGACUCACAGUCGGUUGCAGAGAAAUCGGUUACUGGGAAAUUAUUUGGAGGUACCACAGAGUCCCCAACGACUCAACCCACUUCCCCACAGCCAGCUGCAGAGUCAGUCAUGGGGAAAUUGUUUGAAGGCACCACAGAGUCUGCACAAACUCAGCCCACUGCCUCACAGCUGACUGAGUCGAUCACCAGCAAGUCUGGGUUUAGUGCCACUAAGGAAGCACAAAAAACUCAGCCCACUGACUCACAGCAAGUUGCAGAGACGAUUACUGGGAAGUUGUUUGGGUUCGGUGGCAACAAGGAAUUACCAAAAACUCAGCUCACUGACUCCCAGUCAAUUGCACAGUCAGUUAGCGGAAAGUUGUUUGGGUUUGGAGGCACCACUGAGACACCAAAAACUCAACCCACUGUCCCUCAAUCAGCUGCAGAAUCAAUCACUGGGAAGUGGUUUGGAGGCACCACUGAGACACCAAAAACUCAACCCACUGCCCCUCAGUCAGCUGCAGAAUCAGUCACUGGGAAGUGGUUUGGAGGUACCACUGAGAUACCAAAAACUCAAGCCACUGCCCCUCAGUCAGCAGCAGAAUCAAUCACUGGGAAGUGGUUUGGAGGCACCACUGACAUACCAAAAACUCAACCCACUGCCCCUCAGUCAGCUGCAGAGACUGUCACUGGGAAGUUGUUUGGAUUCGCUGAAACCAAGGAAUCGCCAAAAACUCAGCCCAGUGACGCACAAUUAGCGGCAGAGGGAGUCACUGAGAAGUUGUUUGGAGGCAUCCUGGAGUCCUCAAAAAUUCAGCCAACUGCCCCACAGCCAGCUGCAGAGUCAGUCACUGGGAAGUUGUUUGGAGGCACCACUGAUACACUUAAAACUCAACCCACAGCCCCACAGCCAGCUGCAGAGUCGACCACUGGGAAGUUGUUUGGGUUUGGAGGCAGAAAUGAGUCUUCAAAAUCUCAGCCUACUGCCCCCCAAUCAGCUGCAGAGUCAGUCACAGCAAAAUUUUUUGGAUUUGGUGCCAGCAAAGAGUCACCUAAGCCUCAAUCUCCUUCCCAUCAAUCAGCUGCAGAGCCAGUCACUGGGAAAUUAUUUGGGUCACACAAGACUCAACCUACUGCACCACAGACAAAGAUGUUUGGGUUUGGCUCUUCCAUUUUCAGCUCUGCUUCCAACCUGAUCUCCUCUGCUGUUCAUGAUGAGCAACCAGCCCAGGCCUCCUCAAAUGCACCUCCACCUUCCCUACAGGGUAAGGGUCCACCUCCCAAGGAAAAGAAACCCCUUCAGGAGAAAGUGGACAAACCUCUAGCAGAAAGCUCAAAGGUAUCGACAACCUCUGCUCCACCUCCUAAAUCUUCACCGUCCAACUGUCCGCUCUGCAAGGUGGCACUCAACGUGGACUCCAAGGAUCCUCCCAAUUACGAUACCUGCACGGAAUGCAAAAACACUGUGUGCAACCUCUGUGGAUUUAACCCCAUGCCUCACAUCGCAAAGAAUGAGUGGCUCUGUUUGAGCUGCCAAACACAACGGGCCCUUGCUGGACAGCUUGGAGACAUGGGCAUGACGCCACCGCCCCCCCUCCCUGCCCCAGUAAAGCCAGCCAGUCAGCAGAAAAGUCAGGCCGUCCCUGCGAAAGAAGCCGCCCGUACAGGACCGACUGCUGCCCAAAAGGUCGCUGCUGAUCACAAGGCUCCAUCUGCCUCGAUUAGCAAAGCAGGUAGCUCUGCUUCUGAAACCACGGCUGCUCCUGCUGACUCUACAUCCCCUCAGAUAAAGGACCCCAAGUCCACACCUCCUGCAAAAGAUGCCACUCCUAUUCCUUCAUGUGAGAGUGCUCCUCUACGGCCUACAUCUCUACCUGCUCCAGAACCUCUUCAGCCGGAGCUUUGUCUUAAACACCCAGAGCCUGAAGCUGCACAUCCCGAGCUUAUACAUCCACCUGAAAUUGCACAUCCUCAGCUUAUACAUCCCCCUGAAGCUGCUGUUGCUUCUUCAGAAUCUGAACAUUUUGCAGAUAGCCCCCUCUCUGAAGUUGACACUCCUCCCCCUGAACCUCCUGCAGCUCCAGCUCCAGCCGCUGCCUCUCCUGAAUCUACAGCUUCGAGUACUUCCACUGAUACUUCUGCUGAACUAAGUUAUUCUCCUAAAGUUGAUGCUGCCACUCCUGGGCAUAUGUCCCCUGUUGUAGCUCACACAUUGGAACAGGCUACUGUCACUGGACCACUUGAGGCAAAUACAGAUUCUCUUUAUGAGCCUAGUUUUGCCCCUGAAGUUGUGGAUCCUUCGAAAGACACUGAGUUUCAUCUUGAGAGCAUUACUGCUGUUGAACCUACUCUUCCCCAUGAAGUUGCCAUUUCUUCUUCAGAGUCCAGUGCAGAUUUCUCUGAUUCUCAAAGUGCAUCUACAGAGUCUGCUACUUCUCAAAUUCCUUCUCCUUUGUUUGAGCCUACACCAUCAUCUGUAGAAGCCGCUGGCCACCCACAGCCUGAUGCUGAGUCUGUGCAGACUACCACUGUUCCUUCGCCGUUAAAACCUUCUCCAGAUGUUACUGUAAUAACAAAAGAAACUCCACCUCCUAACCCUGUCACUCCUCCAGAGAAGCCUGCUGUAGUACCUAUGCUUUCUUCUCACCCAGAAUCUAGAACUGUUUCUCUUGAAGCUGUUACUGCUCCUCCUGAACAUUUUCUUCCUCUUGCAUCAACUGCUACCCCUCCAGAAUUAGAAAUGGCUCAUCAUAAGUCUGCAGAUCAAGCAGAGGAGCUUCUUUACUAUGGUCCUGCUCAUCCACAUGAAGCUUCAGAGGAGGCAGGUGCAACACCAUCUCCAGCCAGAGUACUUUCAAGAACGACAUCAAUAGUACAACCUUCGGAAGGGAUAGAGGAAGAAAUCAAAAUUGAAGGGGCCCCUCUAGAAGAUAUAGACCCUGCUGCCCAGAGGAUCGCUUCAAGUCCUUCUGAUAUGACAAACUUAGAAUCAAGUACACUAACAACAUCCAGAGUUCAUCUAAGCAGAACCGACAAUCAUUUACAUGAUGAUGGAAAUGAAGAAAAAGACAGCCACAGGCCAAGAACCCUACUUGUAUCCUCAGAAUCGUACCAUACACAUGAAGUGCCAGGAGAGGUUCAGCAAGAGGGAGAGUCACUCUCUGUCAGCCACAGGAAGGUGAAGGUAAAUGAUGCAAUCACAAGAGGAGCACAAUUUUAUGAUUCUGUCAAGGACGAUACUGUGGUUGAAACCUCAACAUUACUGCAGGGAGUGCAGGAAAACCUAUCCAUCAGUGAAGAAGGGGAGGUUAAAAGGAAAUCCAUAACAGAGAGCCACCUGGAUUUGCACAAGGAUGAAAAGGGCGACAUACAUUGGCAGAAGCACAAACGGGAAGAGAGAAAGGGUAACGAGGGAGGUACCUCUGGGCAGUCCAAGAAGCUCGUCAAAACAACCAGUAUUAGCUAUGAUGAAGCUGAGGAAAGACCAUCUGAGAAUCAAGACCAUGAGUAUAGCUCUACUUUACCAUACAAAGACAUAGGCUCUGUACAACAGGGUUUAGCUGAUGAUGAGCUGGAAAGCCUACCUAAUUCCCCAGAGGACAGGUCAAAGGGUGAGGGAUCCUCCAGCUUUCAUGCAUCCAGUUUUACACCUGGGACAUCACCGACUUCAGUGUCUUCAAUGGAUGAGGAUAGUGACAGCAGUCCGAGUCAUAAGAAACUGAGUGAGCAAAGUAAGCAAAGAAAGGCUAGACACAGACAACAUGGCCACAUACUGCCAACUAUUGAGGACUCCUCUGAGGAAGAGGAAAUGCGAGAAGAAGAGCUCCAUAGGGAGCAAGACAGGUGGGGCGACAUGGAUCAGCAGCAUCUGGCGAAGAGGGGCUCCAGUAGAAAGUCUAAGAAAGGAAAAGAGGAGAUGAGUUCAGAGAGGAGAGGAGAGCAUCCAGCCACUCCUCCAAGGAAUCUCUCCCCCAUUGAAGAUGCCUCUCCAGCACAAGAGCUGCGACAGUCAGAGGAAAUGGAAAAACUCCACAGAUUGCCUGCAGAUUCCUCAGUCAUUGAACCUAAAUCUGAGGCAGCAGAGUGUCGUGCAAGUCAAAUUCCCGCUGUUCAGAAAAUAUGUGAACCGUCGUUUCAUUCUGCAGUCGAGGAGAAACCAAAGAAUCAAACUAAAGACCAAGUUCAAAUAGUGAUCCCAGAGCAAGGAACAGGUACGCUUUUAGUGCAUGAAGAGGAUAAAAAGGCACCAGAGGAGUAUGAAGGUAUGCCACAAGAAGGGAAGGAUUCAACACUGAAAGAACUGGAACCAAAACCAACUCAGAAGAUAAGUGAACAUCUGCAAGAGAUUGUGAUAAUGCCUCCUGUCAGUGAUAUUUGCUCUGUAGCUGUGUCUCCAAGUGACACAGAAAAGCAUGAAAACACUGUUAUAGUUGAGGCUGCAGUUAUGAGAUUAAUGAGUCAACAAAGCACCAUUGUAAGACCUGGAGCAAGUCCCACUCAAGCAGUUUCCCAUUCACCACAGGUGAUUUCUUCCAAAGAUGGCGUUACAGAAAAACCAGACCGUGCUGGUAAUCAAUUUGAUUAUGUCGAUUCAAGCAUAUAUUCAGAUAUUAGUCUCACUAGGACUGUACACCUUAUACCUGAUCUGAAAAUAACUCGGUGCUCAUCUGCAGAGGAAGAUGUAGAAGGAGACCAUGUUACAGAAAAGCAGGAUAUUGUCCCAUUGUCUGAUGCUCCACAAAUUCUCCAAGAGAAGUUUAAAGACAAGCAAGGAUUUAUAAUAGACAGCAGUGCUUAUAAACAAACUGCCGAUGAAAUGGAACCUAUAUCAGUUGUUUGUGAAGUACCCAAGUCAACAGUCACUGCACGUCCAGCCCCUCUCCCUGUUUCACUCACCACUUCUGCAGACACAGAGCCAGUAUCAAUGAUUUGUGUCCCACAGCCAGUGACUGUCCCAUCUCCAGCAGAAACACAAAACCUAGUUAAAGCUGGAGCUCCGCCUCUGGCUGUGGCUUUACCUCCUGUUCCAACUUCUUCUGAAUUGAAUCCGUUGACUGCUGUUUGUGUUGUAGCUCAAACGAUAUCUAGUUCAACUUCACCUUCGCUGCCAUUUCGUGAUUCAAACAUAUCACUACAUCCUACUUCAGUCCUUCCUCUUGAUCCAACUCCAGCUUCUGCCCUUGCUGAAUUGGAACCAAUAUCUGUUAUUUCUGAAGUCCCCAAAGUAACAGAUACGCCAGCUCCUCGUUCCACUUGUACGUCUGCUCCAGGUCCUGCUUCUUUUCUUCCUACAGUUUUACCUCCUGCUGAAAUAGAACCCUUAACAGUUGUCUGUGAAGUGUCUCAUGCAAAGGAUACUUCAGCUUCAUCACCUCCAGCACUAGACUUGUCUGCUGCAUCCUCUGAGAUUUCAGCUUCAAAACCACAUCCAUACUUAGAGAAAGCACCUCCAACCUUAGCCCCUGUCAUGGCUCAAGUCACUAUUUUAGUUCCAACCACUGUUCCAUCCCCAGAAUUAAAAUCAAGUUUAGAACUGGUUACAGUCUCUAAUGCAUCUGUCCCUGCAGCACCAGUGACAGCUUCCAGCAGCCAGGCCGCACCUCCUCCAUGUCCAUCACCACUUAAUUUGUCCACAUACAUGCAUUCUGUAGUUGUGGACAUACAACGUGGUGUGAAAGAUUCCACAGAUGUUGAGAGAUCAGUGGCUCCUCCUCAGUCAGAAACUGUCUCAAGCACCUUUACUUCUAAAUCACACACCAUGCCCCCUCUGAAAUCAUCUACAAAGGAGCACGUCGUGAUAUCAGUACCCAGCUUCGAUACUGAUUCCUUAAUUACCCAUUCAUCAAAAUAUGUGAAACCAGUGGACAGCUCUGUAUCUUCUGCAGUUGCUGGUGUUUCAUCCUUACCUGCUAUAACCCUGUACUCUUCCUCUCCGACAAGAAUCGGGUCUACUUCUGGUGCUCUAGUAACAUCUUCUGUUCGAACAGCACCCCCUAGUCCUGUAGCAUUGCACAGCUCCUCAUCCCGGGAAAGAGCAGAUGGACCUCUUGCAACGCAAUCCUUACCUCCCCCUUACCAACCUCAGCCACCUUUCUGCCUUAGAGACAUGCCACCUGUUCGAACACCACCACCACCACCACCACCUCCACCACCAAUAAUUUCACCUACUGGUCCACUGGCCCUUUCAAAACCUAUAACAAUGGCUCAUGUGACUAAACCAGUUAGAGACCUAAGUACAUCAUUCUCAAUGUACAGACCACAGGUGCCUCCACCAAUACUAUCACCUAUCCCAGAUAGGUUACCAGUCAAUAUUCAGCAAGAGGAGGCUCUUUUUCCUCAUUAUAAAUAUACUGUUAGUCAGCCACCUAUAACAAGCAGCACACUGCCCACAUCUCCACAUAGCGUCUCUGCACUGUCAUUAAAUUUGAGCACUUCACCAGAGUGCAAAAUUAAUGCAUCAUCACCUAAGUCGCCGCGGUCCCCAAGGAGUGGAAGUUCCUUAAAUGGAGCAUAUGUAGUCAUCACUUUACCUUCGCAGCCCAACUCACCAACUGAAAGCAUAACUACCCAAGUAUCCACAAAUAAAAAAGUGUUCCAAACAAAUAUGGCACAUCCGACCUUUGAUGCACCUAGUGCAUUUACUCCAUUUAAUCAAUACGCAAAGUCUGUGGAACAUCAGGGAACACAUGGAGGACACAUGGCUGUUUCAGUCUCUGGGCAGCCUGCUAGUUUUCCUAACCUCGUUACCCAAGUGGUCACCACAGAAGUUCAGAGAACAACGGUCUCUCUGAUCUGUGAAAGGUUACCACCUUCCCCCACUCCCAGAAGUCCUAGUAUUGCCAUUAGCAUUCCUUCAGAAAUGGCAACCAAAGUGCAACUAAAGCCAAAAGAAAAUGGCAUGAUUCCCUACUCUGGAGAUGUCGUGGAUCUUCGUACUUUGAAGAUCAGCAUUCCCAUGACCGAGAAAGGGAUGGAUCUGUCUUCCCUGGAUUCUCGGCGGCAGUCGUUUUCAAGUGAUAGCAGUGGACGUCCAACAAGUGCCGUACACUCUGCGAUAGUGAAUCUCAGUGCAGCAGCAUCACCGGUUCCCACCCUGUCUUUUGUUACUGACAGUAUAACUGUCACCUGCACAGCCACAGUGACACCCAGCAGUGUUAUGGACAGACCUUUGACUCAUGCUUCUGUUUUUUCAACUCCUCUUCAGCUAACAACAUCCAAGACAUUUGAGCCUGUUGCCCAAAUAAUAUAUAGGCCUCUAGAUUCAAAACCUGUGAGUAGCUUCUGUACCGACAGUCCCAUUAACCUUUCUCUUGGGGCGAUUACGGGCAUAGAAACAUUCAAGUCACCUAUUGGUGACGUUCCAGGGAGCAUGACCAAUGGCACCAUGUGUAUUGAGACCGGGGUGGUGGGGGCAGUGGACCUCACCAAAACAAAGCCGUUUCAAACUGUAGUCACUCUUGAGGAGUCGACCUCGGAGGUCCUCACCACUGUUGUUGAGGAUGACUCCCAGCCUGUGGAUCUUACAGGGGGACGACGAGCUGUCUGCUGCGACAUGGUCUACAAAUUUCCUUUCGCAGGAAUAUGCACGACACCACAGCCAGCCCCCGCCCUUCCUGAAGACCGCUUCGGAUACCGAGAUGAUCAUUACCAAUACAAUCGCUCAGGACCUGCUGGCAGCAAGCCUUUCUAUGGCAUGAAGCCCUCGAUGUCUGAUACCAACUUAUCCGAGGCAGGACUGUUCUUCUAUAAAAGCAAAAAUAGUUAUGAUUAUCCUAAUUGGCCAGUGGAGGGCGCUGUGGACUUGUCAUCUGGAAAAAUGUCCACAGGUGAAAUUAUGGACUACUCGAGUAGAUCAGCGGAGCGAUAUGCGAGGAUGACUCUUCCUCCAUAUGCUACCCAACGUCCAGCUGCUGGGACACACUUCAGUCUGAAUAGUGUCUUGAAAUGUUCGAAUGGAGUAGUGUACUCCUCUGUCGCAGCCCCCGUUCCUUCCACAUAUGCAAUCACGACCCAGCCGGUCUCCAUAUUUAAUACAGCAUAUAAAGAUUUCUCAGGAAUGCAUUCCAGUGGUGAUCAACAUCUUUCACCUUCAUAUAGUUUUUUGACCACCCCCACGAUGGGAGAUGGGGGUGUUCUCAUAGAAACCUGCAAGGAGACUCUCCCUUCGGCAUUCCCCGCAGUCGUUCCUAUGGCAACAGGGGCUCCUGGUGCAUACAUCGACGCACCACUGGAGACCGUAGCAGCACCGACACAAUCUUUCAGCGCUCCAGUCCUUCAGGGGUCUGACGACAGCCAGGAGCAACAGUUCCAGAAGGAGCGUGAGCUUCUGGAGCUGGAGAAGAUGAAGCAGCUUCGUCAGGCGGAGGAGCUCGAGUGGGAACGGCAGGAGAUGCAGAUGUUCCGGGAGCACGAGCAGCUCAUCGUCCAGCAGGAACUGGAGAAGCUGCAGACGAUGAAGCAGCAGCUUCUCUUCCAGCAGGAGGAGGAGCGCCAGGCUCACCUGAUGAUGCAGCAGGAGACGUACGCCCAGCAUCAGCUACAGUUGGAGCAGAUACACCAACUCCAGCAGCAGCUCCAGCUGCACUUACAGGAGCAAAAGAUGAGAGAAGUAUAUGGCUAUGAUCCCUCUGAGGGGGUUCCUCCGCUCAGCGGUUCUGAGCAGAUACCACAGGACAUUCAGUACGUAGGACAUGAUGACACACAGUUCUGGCCAGUGAAGGAUGAGACCACCGCAGCUCCCGUGGUUACUGGGUUUGAGACCCCACAGAACCCUGCCUGGUUUUCAGCUCCCACUCAGGGAGUUGGCCAAUAUAUACCAAUCAUGCCAGGAUCUGAGGUGGCCCAAAAGGAGUCAGAUGGGCAGGUUCACCUCCAGCUCAGCAACACAAUACAGCUUGAUGGCCAGAAGACAACAGUAGACAGUGGGGUCCAGGCUGACAGUGAGGAUGUAGCGGACAGGGCUUACGCUGGGAGGAGAAGGAGGACCAGGAAGAGCGUGGACAGCAGUGUUCAGACAGAUGAGGAGGACCAAGAUGAGUGGGAUGUCCCCAGCAGGAGCCGGCGCCGGGCACGGUCCAGCAGAUCGGCAGAGGGAGAGAAGGGGAAGCAGUCCUCCAAGUUAUCCAGCAUUGCCAUCCAGACGGUAGCCGAAAUCUCAGUGCAGACAGAACCCUCUGGGUCUCUGAAACGGCCGUCAGUCAGGGCCCACGUUGAUACUAAGGUGGAGUUAUGCUCCCCAGAGAAGUCGCAGAGGGGCGGCAGCUUGACUUCGGAGAGGAGGUCUCCCCAGAGAGAUAAGAGGAGGCCAGGCCCUUUAGAGAUAGGCUACUCCGCUCACCUGAAAGCUGACGGGUCCUCUCUGCAGAUAGCGCCGUCCACUCCCAAGUCUCCCAAGGUGCUGUUCUCGCCCGUCUCUCCUCUUUCCCCCAAGACCUCUCUGGAGUACGUCUCUUACGAAAAAUCCGUCGGAGAUUCCAGCCCGCAUAAUACUUUCGGCUCUGAGUCCUCAAAUGCCCCGAACGGCACACAGCCGCUGGACAUGAACUUGUCAAAGCUCACGGCAGACAGGCAGACGGGCUCCAGCUUCCACUUCUCCGACAGCUAUUCAGGACCCAAAGGCACCCAAAAGAAAGUGAAGCGUACUCUCCCUAACCCACCCCAAGAAGAGGAGCCCAUGCUCAGCUCUUGUGGCUACAGCACUGGCUCCGCCCGCAGGCGCCUUUGCAGGAACAUCACCAUGGCACGCGCCAAGAUCCUGCAGGACAUCGACAGGGAGCUCAGCCUCGUGGAGCGGGAGUCCUCUAAGCUCCGCAAGAAGCAGGCCGAGCUGGAUGAGGAGGAGAAGGAGAUCGACGCCAAGCUGAGGUACCUGGAGAUGGGCAUCAAUCGCAGGAAGGAUGCGCUGCUGAAGGAGCGAGAGAAGCGGGAGAGGGACUACCUGCAAGGGGUCGCCGAGGAGCGCGACUACAUGUCGGACAGUGAGGUCAGUAACAUCCGCGAGCCGACGGCGGAUAGCCACAUGCUCGAGAGACCCAAGACGGCGCCGCAGUCGGACCUCGAGCAGUUCAUCCCACCACAGGGUGCGAAAAAGAGCCCGUACUCUGUGUACCAGUACGCCUCGCCGACACAGACCCCCCCGCAGACCUUCUACGAGUGUGCACAAGCAUCACCAUACCAGACUCAGUCCAUUUACACGGAACCCACACUGUCCUACCCCCAGGUGUCACACCAGCACUCUGGGUCACAAGUGUACCAGAAAUCCCGGCAUUCCACACUCUCCGAAUUGGAGACGAAGAUCACCACCAACUAUGAGAUCAUACGUAACCCGAACGUGCUGUUGGGCCCCUCUUCUGCAGACAGUACCUUUGACCUAGCCCAUCUCGGGGGCAAAUAUAGCAGCCUGAGGAUGGGUGUAGAUGAAAGAGGUAGCAUCGCCAGCAGCCCUAUGUCUAGCAUCUCUGCCGACUCCCUGUACACAGAUGUAGAUCAUCAUGCCCCCAAGAGCUACGUCCUGCUCAAUGACAUCAGUGAGCUUACGAAGGGUUCCACUGGACUGUCCUCCAGCUUCAGCAUUCCCGACAAAGACCUGGCCAAAGCCGACCGGCUGCUCCGUGCCGCAGAGUUGCGGGACUUUCUGGGGCCGCUGCAGGCAUCUUCCAGGCUUCAUCCUUGCAUGAAGGUCCAGGAAGAUGCCAUGGAGGAACCCUAUGAGCUGAAGCUCCUGAAGCAGCAGAUAAAGCAGGAGUUCCGCAGAGGGGCGAGCGGCCUGGACCCCUUGACGGGCCUGCCCCACUGCUACCCCAGCGACAGUGGCUACCGGCACUUUCCCAGGACUGAUAAGUACAGCAUCGGUCGGCUGACAUUAGAGAAGCAGGCGGCAAAGCAGCUACCGGCCUCUUUGCUCUACCAGAAACAAGCCAAACAUAAAAAGGCCACGCUGGACCCAAAACUCACAAAGUUUUCUUCUAUCCAUGAAAGCAGAGACCUUGGGCUGGAUUACAGUAGCUAUUUAACACCCAGUGGCACGUCACUUAGCGGUCUCACAUCCCGAUCACGGCUGCUGCAGGACAAUUUUACUUUUGGACUGAGGAAGAACAUCACAGAGCAGCAAAAAUACCUUGGAUCCAAUCUUGGAGUUAGUAUUGCACAAUCUCUCAAUCUAGGACAAUCAUUGAACCUAAGCCCCCACUCAAGAGUACACCUCCCAGACAGCGCUGUGUAUCCCAGUGGUAGCAGGUCGCGACCUUCUUCCAGGCCAUGCUCGGUCUACGGAAUUGACCUUUCCAUCAAGAGGGACCUGUCCAGUUCUUCACUGAGAUUAAAGAUGGAGAGUGAUGGUACCUCUAUCCUGAGGGCCAAGCCAUCCAUCCUUCCCAUCAGCCAGAGCAGGGGACGCAUUCCCAUCAUAGCGCAGAACUCCGAGGAAGAGAGUCCACUGAGUCCUGUUGGCCAGCCAAUGGGAAUGGCUCGGGCGUCCGCGGGCCCCCUCCCACCCAUAUCAGCUGACUUAAGGGACCAGUUUGGCUCCAGUCACUCCCUCCCUGAGGUACAGCAACACAUGAAGGAGGAGUCCAGGUCACGGGUGGAAUCCCGUGCACGUGUGUACGAGCGAGACUUAGCACUGCUGACAGAGGACAUGCAAAGCGUUGUGUCCGACAGCGAAGCGUAUCACCUACGGCAGGAAGAGAUGGACUGGUUUAAUGGGCCCCGGGAGGGACGUGUCAUGAAUGGGAACACUGGCUUGCACAAGCAGAUCCAUCAGCUUGGAGAGGUGAAGCCCCGCUACCCUUACCCCUACGCUCGAGUGAACGUCCAGAGAGACCCUAACGACCACAGCGUUUCAGGUGCUGGACUUGGCAUCCGCGUCGUGGGUGGGAAGGAGAUCCCAGGGAACAGCAGGGAGAUCGGAGCAUAUGUGGCCGAGGUUUUCCCCGGCUCUUCCAUAGAACAUGCAGGGAAGAUCGUGGAAGCACACAUGAAGCUGAACGGCCACAUGACCUGUCAGUCAGGAAUGCAGGUUCUGGAGUGGGACGGGAUUCCUCUGACGGGUAAAACAUUCGAGGAGGUCCAGGCCCUCGUGAUGCGAUCAAGCGGCGAAGUAGAAAUCUGUGUCAGACUGGAUCUGAACAUGCUGUCCGAUUCAGGUCACCUCCAGUGCCUGGAACUUCUGGACCAACCGAAAGCUGGAGACAGGCAGAGGUCCCCCGGAAUCGAUCCGAAGCAGCUGGCCGCCGAACUGCAGAAGGUUUCUCAACAGAAGUCACCUUCUUCGGUUCUGCCUGCCAUGGAGAAAGGGCCCCGAGCCCACCCAGGUGCCACCCCCAGCCCGGCUCGGCCGGGAUCGCCCUCUGUCAGCAAGAAGCGGCAUAGCAGCAAGCUUGCAGAGCCAAUAAAGACCCAGAUGCAUCCAAUAACAGGCGAUAUCCAGCUUCAAAUCAACUAUGACCGCAGUCUGGGCAACCUCGUCGUCCACGUCCUGCAGGCAAGGAACCUCUCCCCCAGAGAAGGCGGCGGCUACUCUGACCCUUUUGUCAAGGUGUACCUGCUCCCCGGGAGGGGCCAAGUGAUGGUUGUCCAGAAUGCCAGUGCUGAGAACAAAAGACGGAGCAAGUCUAUGAACAAAAGCCUGAACCCAGAGUGGAAUCAGACGGUCAUUUACAAGAACAUCCACCUGGAACAGCUGAAAAAGAAGACCCUGGAAGUGACCGUGUGGGAUUAUGAUCGCAUGGGCUCUAAUGACUUCCUGGGUGAAGCGCUGAUCGACCUGUCGAAUACAGUGCAGCUGGAUAACACUCCCCGGUGGCUGGCCCUCAAGGAGCAGGGCGACGUUAUCGACCACAGCCGGGCUCCCACAGGCCAGAGCGCACUGGGGUCUAAGACCUCCGUCAUCAAGAGCCGGAGCCAUGGCGUCUUCCCUGAUCCGUCCAAGGACAUGCAGCUCCCCACUAUCGAGAAGUCCCACAGCAGCCCCGGCAGCUCAAAGUCCUCCUCCGAGGGACAACUCCGCUCCCACGGUCCAUCCCGCAGCCAGAGCAAGAGCAGUGUGGGGCAGCCGCUUCCAGAAGAGCCCGUGCCGGGCACCGACCCGACCAUCCAGCAUCUGCGCACCCAGCCAGUGCGGCCCAGCCAGAGGACACCCGGCAGCACUGUGAAGAACACCUCCAUUGUGAGCACCUUCGCUGCCACCGACCUCAACCUGGAGGAGGAGGACGGUGCCGAUGCUGUAGACAGCGCCAUCUUCCAGGUCCCACAGAUUGGGAAGACCAUCCCAAACGGGACAGAUGGCACGCGGGGACCUGACCACCUGGGGUCUGCAGAAAACAUAGGUAAGACGCAGGCCAUGGGGGAAAUCAAGGUGGCCCUGAAGAAGGAAACAAAGACGGAGGGCGAGCAGCUCGUGGUGGAGAUCCUCCAAUGCAGAAACAUCACCUACAAAUUCAAGUCUCCAGACCAUCUCCCAGAUCUGUACGUGAAGCUGUAUGUGGUCAACGUGGCCACGCAAAAGAAGGUGAUCAAGAAGAAGACAAGGGUGUGCCGGCAUGACCGCGAGCCCUCCUUCAACGAGACAUUCCGCUUCACCCUCAAUCCUGCGGGCCACUCCAUCCAGCUCUUCCUGGUGUCCAAUGGGGGUAAGUUUGUGAAGAAGACUCUGGUGGGAGAGGCCUACAUCUGGCUGGACAAAGUGGACUUGAAGAAGAGGAGUGCUAGCUGGCACAAACUUCUGGCCAGCUCCCCCCAGAGCCACCCCUAGGGGUCGCCGCUGCACGGCAGGGUUCCCCCUGGGGAGGGGCAGCGACAGGGAUCCUGAGCUGCUGGGAGGCACUGGCACCUUGUGGUGGGGGCAGACCGUAAUGGGGAGGCAGGGAUCUCGGUCAGCUUUCCUGGUCUGUGAGUGUGUGGAGUAAACAGAGGCUCAAGAAAGAUGGCGGUUAUGGGGGAGGAAGAGAGGUAGAUGGAUGGAGGCAGAGCAGACUACACAUCUCAUCCCAGCCAUGAGUCUUUCUUUGGAUGCACGAGAAACCAUACUAGCAGAUGCCAGGCUCCGAGUAGGAGCCUGAGGCUAAAGGGGGCACGUGCGCAGGUGCCCGCCCAUCUGGCUCCGAGGUGCCCGGGUACGAGGCGGUGUGCUCUCAUUGUGCUCCCCCUGGCCUUACUCACAGCAUUGGGCUCCCAGUCUCACCAUCUGCGCCCGGCCUGUGCGCAGAGCGCCUUCCAUUCAUUCUAGUGAUCGUCCGUCUAAUAAUCCUGGCUCAUACAAUGUAUAUACUGGACAGAGGCGAUAGAUUACCAGGGAAGGUUAUGUCUGACUCGCAGGCUAACUUAGAUAGGCACAUACUUAACAAGAAUAUUAUGAAUGCACAUGUAGAGGUAGUGGUUGGGUAGCUAUUUGCCUACAGACGGUUGACUUGCUGGUUCAGACUAUCAGUCUGUCUUGUAGGAUUGGAUCAUCUGGUUCUAAUUUCGUUUAAUGUGACAUUUAAAGCACAAAAUCUUACAUUUCUUAUUGUACUAUGAGUCACACUUAGAUAAUUUGCACCUUGAACUGAAUGAGAGGUACUGCUCUGUUUGUCUGUCGACCAAAUAGAUAGAUGCUACAGUAAAACUUAAUCUAUUCCUACAAAAGCUUUUUUCCAGAAAAGAGGUUCUUUUGAAACGCGGGCUGUGGGCAGAAGCAGUGCGUGACGUCACAGCGAGCUGCCUUAGUGGCAGAGUUGCCAGGUCCGCAGUUUUCCCGCCCACUUGAGCUAUUUUGAAAGUACAGUUGCGGGUAAAUAUUAGGAGGUCGCGGGUUGCGGGUACUUGGGCUGCUGUCAUGAUGUCUGCGGCAGCGGACUGUAAAGGAAACAGAAAUUAAUCAUUAUCAAUGCAAGUGGCUCCUAAUGCUGAGUAACAGUGAAUCGCUAUAGUCACCGAAAGUCAGGGACGGACGCAGACAGAAAGCAGGGCUGCCAACUCUCACGCAUCUGCCGUGACUCUCACGCGUCUGCCGUGACUCUCACGUAUCUGCUGUGACUCUCACGCGUCUGCCGUGACUCUCACGCGUCUGCCGUGACUCUCACGCAUCUGCCAUGACUCUCACGCGUCUGCUGUGACUCUCAUGUGUUGGUUCUCAUGCAAGCAAUCUUAUUCCCUAAUGCACAUACAUGUAAAUGCGUGUGCAGAUUAGUCUCGAAUUGAAAGUCUAAACUGAAAGCCAGCUGGAAAAGAGAGUGUGUCUAUGUGACAUCAUUGUGUUUAACUGUGGUUUUAAAAUGUCGAACAUUUGAAUGUCAUCAGCAUGCAAAAUACUGGUUUAUUUCUUUGAAAUACAGUAUACUUGAAUUUCAGAUAUUGGGCUAGUUUCAGCUUCCGUUGGGCGGAUUUUAAGCCAACCUUGGGCUGGAGAGUUUUGCCGGACCUGGCAACACUGCUUAGCGGCCCUUGAGGUCGCUGGCGCUGACCCAAGGAAUCCCAGGGCGGCGUCUUACUGGAUGUGUUUUGCUCCCAUGGUGGAUGGUUAUGUGUGUACAUUUCGAAGGAGGUGGUGUUAAUUGUAUCAUAGUCUGUGAUUGUUAAUUGCUGUUAAAAAAAAAAAAAAGUCUAUUUAAUAAUGUCCUCUCCGGUGGUCGCCCUGCUUGAUCCCGAGAUGAAUCCCGUCUGGGGGCUCCCGGAACCCUCCCGACACACGACCCUCGACAUAUUUGCCUGUGUACGAUUUCCUUCCUGUCAGUUACCGUGAAACGUCACCGUCGUAUCCUGGGAUACCUGCACCUUCCAGACAGUGACCGUCAGUUUUUGUUCUUUUGUUAUUUUGCUAGUGGUAAAUCGUCUUAUGGCCGAGCGUCUGAUUUUGCGUGUGCCAAUCUUAUUUUAAAACCAAAUCCAUGGGUUCUAUUGGCGUAUUUUGCGACCCUUCUAUGCAACAUGGCAACGAUGCCUUUUCUUAACAACUAAAAACAGCACAUGCGUAUAUAUAACUAUAUAUAUAUAACUAUAUAUCAUUAAAUAAUAUAUAUGAAAUGGUUCUAUAUUAUUUGAACAGAAGUGCUUAUUGUAAUAUUUCCGUUUUUUACAUUCUUGCUGGGUUUGCGUGAAGUGCGCUUUCCGUUCUGUAUUCCCACCUUUUCCACAUUUCACUUCCGUUGUUCCAUUUGGCUGCUGAGGUGACGCAGUCACACGUGUGACAUGCAUGAUCCUUCCUUUGCAGACAUAUCACUCACCUCACGGGAAGCGGCUUUCCGUCUCGUAAUACAUUUAAGCAUAAUUAGGCAGCGAGUCCCUCCACAUGACCCAUAAAACGUUUGUGAUCAUGAUCGUGAAAAUGUGAAAAAUCACCAAGCGUUCCUUUUCAGAUGUAUAUGCGCUGAAUAUGUUGGUCCGGUUCCAAUGUUCCCUCACGUUUCCAUACGUCCAUUCCUGUUGUUGUUCCAAUGUUUACUAGUGAACAAAAAAAUGACAAUAAUAAUUAUAUAACUGUGAGGAAAAUGGUUCCUACAUGUAACCCUGUAAAUACCUUGCAUUGUUUUUAUACCAGAGGACAUUUUAUUAUUUAUUUGGUCUGCCAUUGAGCAUGUGAAUGUGAAAACUCAUUUCAAAGCAAAUAUUUUUUACUGAUCUACGUGGUCGCCCAUGGAGCGAAGCGAUAACCCCGCAUUUUGGCUAAAAUGAGUGUAAAAUCUCAACCCAGGAAGGUCUAGACAUCGACGCCCAGGACAGUGACACCGCCAUCAGCUUGUGUCCGCGCGCUCGAUAUUGCAUGUGUCCUUGAUGGUUUGUUAGUAUUUUUGCUUAUAUGUAAAACAAAACAGAAUGAAUGGGGAGAAAAACCACAUGUAUGUAAAGUGUACAUGUAUGUAAAGCAGUAUUCUCACUGUACAUGCCUGUAAAAUUUGUCUGGGUUUUCACUAGAUGUAAAAUGGUUAUGAGACACUUUGAAGUCACGGUUAUGUGGUUGUCCACAGGAUGUAUUGAGAUUUUAUGCAAAUUGUGCUGUAAAAACAGCUGUUUCCCAUGAGUCUAAAUAAUAAAUAUAUAUUAAAUACA
This is a messenger RNA of Brienomyrus brachyistius, 20004 nucleotides long. Its product is annotated as protein piccolo-like. Gene Ontology annotation, cellular component: glutamatergic synapse; GABA-ergic synapse; membrane. Gene Ontology annotation, molecular function: metal ion binding; protein binding; structural constituent of presynaptic active zone. The transcript has 23 exons. NCBI's taxonomy places the organism in Eukaryota, Metazoa, Chordata, Actinopteri, Osteoglossiformes, Mormyridae. The coding region runs from base 656 to 16732 and encodes 5358 amino acids. Gene Ontology annotation, biological process: presynaptic active zone assembly; protein localization to synapse. The record is from RefSeq and is a predicted model, not a curated record.